CUGGUUUCCAUGGCAACUGGGGGGGGGGUGCCUGUACCAGUGUCUUUGCUUAAAGGGUUGGAGUUGAGGUCAGCUCCGAGAGCUGGAGAGAAAGAGAGAGAGAGAGAGAGAGAAGCUGCUGCAAAGGACUACAGCAUCUUGGGGGCCCCCAGAUCCAGGAAGCCUCGCUGGAUUGCAGACGACUGACUGGGGGCCUCUGUCUACAGGCCACGAUUGAACCAAGUACAUGCUGCACUCUGUGGACAGUUGUCACACACACACACACACACACACACCCCAGUGCCUGGGCGGCACGUGCCCGUGGAACCGCCCGGAGGGGAGCAGCAGCCCUCUGGAUGAGAGAAGAAACCGCAGCGAAGGUGGGCGCCCGGACUCAGAGGGAGCGGGCGCGGGGCCGUUUUUGAGAGCGGGGGCUCCAUGAGCAAGGGGGACAUCAAGGCACGAUGGAAGGAGAAAUGGACUGAAGCUUCAGGGAGAAGCGGCUUGAGAGCGCCCGGCCGCAGACAUGGAAGGAAGCCUGCGAACCGCCAGCGAGAGGCCAACGGCGGGCCCCUCCGCCUCCCACGGCCGCAGCAACCUGUGCUGCGCUGCUUCUUCUUCUUCUUCUUCAGCGGAGGAAGCGCCGAGCCAUGGUAGGAGCCGCCCCUCCUCAGCAAGAGGCUUCCUCGGGGGCAAGUUCCCCGGUUUGCUGAGGAGGAAGCGGGGCUCCCCGGUGCCCCCGGGCCAGGCCGCCUGCAGGAGUCGCCUGUGCGUGGAAGCCACCCACGAAAGCCCCAUCCAGGCGGUCAGGAAGCCAGCCGCGGGAGGGGAGGCCCUGGGCUGGGACCCGGACGAGGACUCCUUGGGAGGGAGGUCGGGCCCCUCCCUGCUCAGGAAGCUGCUCUGCCUGAGGGCCACCUCCUCUCAGCUGCACAAGCCACCCGCUGGCCAGCGGCCGUGGCCACUUCAUCGGGCCUGCGCGCGAUGCGGGCCUGUGGCUGCCCUCGGCAGGACUGCAGACCCCCAAGGGGAGUCUCCGCUGAGGUGGAAGCCGGCGGAGGCCAGGCCAGUGGCUGAGCCGCAGAGGAGGGCUGCAGUGGCCGGGCUGGCUGGAUCGUGCGUGGCCAAGCCGUGGCGGGUGUUCCGCAGCAUGCUGGCCUCCAGAGCCAAGAAAGGAGCCCUCCCCGUGAGGCAGCGCGAGCAGGACCCCCACCCCCCCGGGGCGGCCAGGGAAGGAAACCUCGGCCUGGCGGCAGAACCAGAGAGCUCUCCAGCCUCCGGGGCAAGCGAAGGCUUGGGGGGGCCCCAGAGCUGCACUGCAGCGGUCGAAGACACCCACCCACCGGCUGCAUUUCCGCCCGGCGAGGGUGAGCCCUCCGGGGAGGCGGGAGGCCACCGAAUCCCACCGCAGGGGCUGGAGAGCUGCGGGAGUCCCAGCGAGGAAAGCCGCCACCAGAAAGCGACUCUGGCUCAGGGAGGGCCCCAGACUCAGGUGGGUGAUUUGUGGGGAGGAAGCGCAGAAGAGGACGCCACGGAAGGCAGUGGCGGCGGCGGCGGCGGCUACUGGGGGGAGGUGGGAGAUGGGGAGGAGGAAGACCUGGCCGACCUGGCGGAGAACCCCGGCGGCCAAGGCAUGGUCAUGGCGACGGGGGAUUUGGGCUGGCUGAGCAGCGAGCUGCUGGGAGGCCCAGGGAGGAGGCUGGGCGGGCAGAAGCGGGAGGCCUCCACGGACAGCCAGCCGGAGGCGGCUCCGGGGCUGCCGGGGGAGGAUGCGCUCUGGGCAGAGCGCAGCCCAGAGCGCGCGCACACGCAGGCAGCGGUCCUGGGUCCAGCCACGGCCCAGGCCGACGGAGCCCCUGUGGGGCAACCAAGGGGCGUGGGGACAGCGGCCCCUCCUCCCACCUCCAGGGCCCACACACUGGGAGAUGCGGGAGCCCCAUGUCCGGGCUUCCUCCAGGACGCAGACCCCGCCCGUUGCUUGGAGCCGCCGUGGGCCUUGCCCUUGCCCGCCAGAGGCCCGCCAAGCCCGCCUCACGGGCUGCUCGUUCCCGUGGACCCAGCGGGCGAGAACCGCCUGGGGCAAGGAAGUGCCCCCCCGCGGCCGGCUUCCGCAGGGUCCGAAGAGGAGCAGAAGAAGCAGCUGCUCUACCGGGCCGCUGUGGAAAUUGUGGGGGCUGCCGUUGACGCGGCGGCAGCGCAGGUGGCCAAGAAGGAAGAGCAGGAGCGAGCGCAGAGUUGAGGGCCAGCAGAAGAGACCCCCCCCACUCCUGGGGCUGCAAUGCAAGCGAGGUCCUUUGCAAUUAGGCGGAGGGGCAGGCCCUGGCCCUCCCUCCCUCGACCCCUCGCCAACUUCUUUAUUGCCCCAGUUUGAUGUACCUCUAGCAGCCCCUUUCUUUCCAAAGCUCUUUUUCUCCGAGAGCAGCAGAAGGUUCGCUGAGUUUUCUGUAUUUAAAUAAGGCACCAUUAAACCCACCCUGCUUCAAGGGAAAACUGAA
Hemicordylus capensis (graceful crag lizard) is the source of this 2474-nucleotide messenger RNA. RefSeq names its product collagen alpha-1(I) chain-like. The transcript has 2 exons. Bases 506 to 2218 code for a protein of 570 amino acids. The record is from RefSeq and is a predicted model, not a curated record. Lineage: Eukaryota; Metazoa; Chordata; Lepidosauria; Squamata; Cordylidae.